AUGAACCAUAAAAUUAUUUUUGCCGAAGCGGAUGAAAACCCUGAAAAAGAUAAGCCAGUGGAGAAUGAACCACUUGAUAAUCCUCCUAAUUCUCUGCCCAAAGAACCAAUCAGCGGUAAAUUCCUACUUCAAUAUUUCCAAAAAAACAGCAUCAAGUCAAUUAAGUUAGAAGAUCAAGUCUUAAUCAUUGAAAAAAAUGAUAACUCAAUUUCUGCUAGUCCUUUCGCUAAGUUUCCCGAAUUAAAGGGAUUAGACCGUUAUUUAGAAAACCAGCCUGAUAAAAAGGUUAGUCGCCAAGAAUUAGAAACAAAAAAUAAUUCUGAUAAUACCUCCCCCACUAAACCCCAAGGUAAUACUUGA
Messenger RNA from Funneliformis geosporum, 360 nucleotides. Lineage: Eukaryota; Fungi; Glomeromycota; Glomeromycetes; Glomerales; Glomeraceae. The record is from the annotation of a GenBank genome assembly.